Messenger RNA from Gloeophyllum trabeum ATCC 11539, 1560 nucleotides. RefSeq lists its product as uncharacterized. The transcript is spliced from 2 exons. Lineage: Eukaryota; Fungi; Basidiomycota; Agaricomycetes; Gloeophyllales; Gloeophyllaceae. Bases 1 to 1560 code for a protein of 519 amino acids. The record is from RefSeq and is a predicted model, not a curated record.
AUGCAUCCUGCACUCGAACAAACAGACCUGCUGUUGCUCAUCUUCGAGAGGCUAGAGCUGCAUGCGCAUAGUAAUCGUGAGGGCACCAAGCAACCGGAUCUUCUACGAGCUGCGCUGACGUGCAAGACGUUCAGCGAUGUGGCUCUGAGAAUAAUGUGGAAGCGCCUCGAUAGGAUUCACCAUCUCCUACGGCUCAUUCCCGGUAUUGUGAUGAGAAAUGGUUUCUGCUUAUUCCCAGUAUGGGAACCUGUGGCUGCUUGCCAUAUUCAACGAUUUUGCAAGUACGCGUCGUAUGUGACGUCUUUAGACUAUUCUGGUAGUCCGAAGAUCCACCCCUCAGUGUGCGAAGGGCUACAGUCACUCCGUCUCUCUCCCGUUCUUCCGAAUCUGCAACAGCUGAACUGGUGGGGCGUCCCCAUCGAUGGACUACUCCCUACACUUGUCGCAGAAAAUUCUAGUCUACUUUCGAUGGAUAUCUCUCUUCGGCCGGAGUCUAAUAUGCCGGAUAGUAUUGCAGAGCUGCAGGCUAUCGUCCAUAAGCUCCACACUCACGGUCCUCGCAUGCAGCGCCUACGUUUGACAGACAUACCGGUCGGUGUCUCAUUACAACGCCUCGCCCAGCUGAAGCAUCUUCAUGACUUGCUAUUAUGGUUCGAAACUUAUACACUAUCUGACAUCCGUCCUGGCGAUCUGCUCACCUGGGAUACCUUCCAUGCCAUGUCCCCCUUUGAUCGAUUCCGGAGACUUGACAUUGAUGUAUCAAACCUACACCUCCCGUCAGAUUGCCCCUCUCUUCGAUUCGUCGCGCUCGAAAUGCUGACUUUGAGAGGGCCCCUAUCACUUGCGACGGCGCUUUUGGUCCAUAUUCAGUCAGACACCUUGAUGUCCCUCAAUCACUCUGGCAUAGACCCGGACUCGGGGCUACCAGCCUUACUGAACACUGCUCCGCCCUUCCCCCACCUCUGCCACCUCCGACUGGAAGUUCCCCACACAUUGAGCAGAUACCCGGGGAGGGAUAUCCUCUCUCGAUUUCUCCUAUCCCCUCGGCUCCAAACCCUGGACAUCAGUUGCACUCCCGGAUCCAUCCUCUUCUCAAAAGAUGAUUUCGUGGAAAUGGCUCAUGCGUGGCCGCAGUUGACUGAACUAUCCCUCACCGUCCUCCGUUCGCGGGAUAUACAUGUAGAUGGACCAGAUGCACGGCUACCCUCAGUCCCUCUGAGCGUCCUGGAGGCGUUUGCGCGACACUGCCCGGAACUCAGGGAGUGGAGUGCGCCCGUCAUAUACGACACUCCCCUCCAGACCGUCUCCCCUCCAGUGGCGCACGAGAACCUUGAAUCGCUGUUCGUCUCCACACCUGCCCCCGAUACGCCGACGGCGGGGGAAGCAGCACGCUUCGUAUAUAGUAUUUUCCCGUCAGUCCAGACGAUAUAUGAGCGCGCGGCAUAUAGGACGAUAGAGGCGAUGGUUCGGUGUCUUCGAAUGGGUAGGCAGGAUUUUCUGUCUGGCAAUUCGGAGUGGGAUUCAGAAAGCGGUGAGGGGGAUACUGCAUCAUCAACGUAA